UGGCGUGUGAGUUUUUGUAGUGGUCCUGCUUUUUUAUUUUGCCAAUUCAAAAGAGAAAUGAAAAUGUUGAGAGAAUAUAUUACCAGAAGUGAAUUACGUUGGAGGAAUAUUGUCAUUAUAGUUACUUGGCACGUUAUAGGCAUUUAUGGAUAUUUUACUUUUCCUUAUUUAGAGAGAAAAAUGACUUUUCUUUGGUUCGUUUUCACCUUUGUCCUCUAUUCAAUGGGAUUAAGUUGCGGGGGACAUCGCUUAUGGGCUCAUCGAUCUUUCAAAGCAAAAGUGCCUCUUCGAUUGAUUCUGGCUUUUCUAUUCUAUGGAAGCGGCAUGUACACAAUUUCCCAAUGGGUAAGGAUUCAUCGAGUGCAUCAUAAGUACUCAGAAACGGAGGCUGAUCCGCACAAUUCAACUCGCGGAUUUUUCUAUUCACACAUGGGUUGGGCUUUGACAAAACCCAGUGAGGAAUGUCUCAAAAGACUACGGGAAAUUGAUGUCAGUGACCUAAAGACUGAUCCAAUAAUUCGAUUCGGAGAUAAGCACUUUAUAGUUAUGAUGCUUUUAAGUUCUUUUUUCAUCCCUACAAUCGUACCAAUAUAUUUUUGGAAUGAAAGUUGGUAUUGGGCGAUCAUGUCUCAAGUUUUCAUGCGCUACAUAUUAAUAGUGAAUGCUGCUGCCUCUGUGAAUAGUAUCGUACAUAGGUGGGGUACAAAACCUUAUGACAGGAACAUAUACCCAGUGGAUAGCAAUCUUGCUAAUUGGAUAUCAUUAGGUGAGGGAUCGCACAAUUAUCAUCAUACCUUCCCUUGGGAUUAUAAAGGAGCAGAAUUUGGAAAACGCCAAGUGAAUUUACCAACCUUUAUCAUUGAGCAAUGUGCCAAAAUCGGUUGGGCCUAUGAUCUCAAAGAGCCAUCCGAAAAAUUAAUCAGAAUGACUUAUCAUAAUAGAGGUGACGGCAGUCAUCCAAAAUUAAGGGGUUAAGCCUAAAAUGUCAAUUUUUUUACAUAGUUGUAUUAUAUUUCAUCAUUUCUUACAAAAUUAAUUUUAUAAAAAAUGUUACGAUAUAGUUAAAAAAUGCCUGUUAGCUGUUUU
Belonocnema kinseyi is the source of this 1086-nucleotide messenger RNA. RefSeq names its product acyl-CoA Delta(11) desaturase-like. The transcript is spliced from 5 exons. Gene Ontology annotation, molecular function: iron ion binding; stearoyl-CoA 9-desaturase activity. The record is from RefSeq and is a predicted model, not a curated record. Gene Ontology annotation, biological process: unsaturated fatty acid biosynthetic process. Gene Ontology annotation, cellular component: endoplasmic reticulum membrane. The coding region runs from base 58 to 975 and encodes 305 amino acids. Lineage: Eukaryota; Metazoa; Arthropoda; Insecta; Hymenoptera; Cynipidae.